CCGUCGCAGACCAUGUUUCGUCUAUCGCGUCCGCUCUUUAAUCAAGUCCUCAAGACGACGACGGGAAUCACAGGCCUUCAUGUCCACGAGAACCCGCUUCCCGCACUUACAAAGACAUAUGAGACCACCCUCUUCACGUUGUCCACCUUCCCGGCAACGUCCGUGUACCGCCAAGGCGUGGAAGCCCUCACACAGAGGAAGCUCAACAUCGUUAAGCACGCGAAUGGAGAUAUCGCUGCAGUAGAGAAGCAGCUUGACGAGGGUCACAUUGAGGAGUCUUUGGAUAUUGCUGAGGACGAGCUGAACUUGGUCCAGAAGAUGGCUGAGUGGAAGGCUUGGGAGCCACUAGAGGAGAAACCCCCAGUGGGCCAAUGGGAAUACCCUGGCAGGAUUGCGACCGCGGAGACAUCAUCAUGAAUUCCUUGUAUGUUCUCGCAGGAUAUACCACUCAAACCGUCGUAUCAUGUUAGAGAGCAAAUCAGAGCUCAGUGAAUAACCAUA
Phanerochaete carnosa HHB-10118-sp is the source of this 501-nucleotide messenger RNA. RefSeq lists its product as uncharacterized. The coding region runs from base 13 to 417 and encodes 134 amino acids. The record is from RefSeq and is a predicted model, not a curated record. The transcript is spliced from 2 exons. Gene Ontology annotation, biological process: respiratory electron transport chain. Lineage: Eukaryota; Fungi; Basidiomycota; Agaricomycetes; Polyporales; Phanerochaetaceae.